Molecule: messenger RNA, 2379 nt
Organism: Theobroma cacao (cacao)
Lineage: Eukaryota; Viridiplantae; Streptophyta; Magnoliopsida; Malvales; Malvaceae
Product: alpha/beta-Hydrolases superfamily protein
Biological process (GO): lipid metabolic process
Molecular function (GO): triacylglycerol lipase activity
Source: RefSeq, a predicted model, not a curated record
GGCAUUGUGGAGUCGAGCCAUGCUGGUGGUGAUGACGAUUUUCAGAUUCUGGGUGUAUUUAUCCGCAAUCUGUUAUUCGGAAUUUCUGAUUGAUUGUCUGCAGAGAAGAAUUCAGUACUCAUCGUUAGUACGGAACAAACAUCCGAAGAUCUGAAGUUCCCAAAACCUGAAACAAAACACUUUGAGAUUCAGUAAAGUGAAGAGAAAGACACGAUCAUGGCUAGUAGCACCGAGUUCCGAGACAUGAACGAUGGUUUGCAUGAUGAUCUCAGGUACCUGAUUGUGAGGCCAGAGAAGGGUGGGAUUUGGGACCUGAUGAGGUACUCAUUGUGGGGUGACACAGAGAGUGGGGUAAGGUUCUUGGAAAGCUCAGACCAGGAUUUGGUGAGUGGAGAAGCGGCUGACCGCCGUUGGGUCAUUUUGGUGUCCAUCGUAGCACGCAAGAUCAUUCACUUAUUUAGCAAGCCCAUGGAGUUCACUGGCUAUGUGGUUGACUUCUUUCUCAAUCUUAUUUCUCAGAAUGGCUCCAUCUUUGGCUUGUUACACAACCUUCUCCAUGGAGACGUAGUUAUACCAAAGAGAGGCACUGAGACUUUUAUUAGUAGUAUUGGACACUUAGAUGAGCGAGUAGACCUCUACCAGGGCAAGAAGUUAGUGGAAGAUUUGCAUAAUUCUGCUCCAGGGGAGGGAGUCAGAAAAGUUGAAUUGGAUGACCGAGCAACAAUGGACCUAUGUAUGAUGGCAUCCAAGCUAGCAUAUGAGAAUGCUGAAGUUAUUAGGAAUGUUGUGGUUCAUCAUUGGAAGAUGCACUUCGUGGACUUCUACAACUGCUGGGAUGAUUACCAAAAGGAGAAAUCCACUCAAGUUUUUAUGCUAUGCGACAAGCCUAAGGAUGCAAAUCUAAUAUUGAUCAGCUUUCGGGGCACAGAACCUUUUGAUGCUGACGAUUGGUGUACUGAUUUUGAUUACUCUUGGUAUGAAAUUCCAAAACUAGGAAAGAUUCAUAUGGGAUUUCUGGAGGCAUUAGGUUUGGGCAACAGAGAAGAUACUGCUACCUUUCAUUAUCACCUUCAGAAGAAGAGGACAAAGCACACCUGUUCAGAAGCUGCAGAAGUAAACUCCUCAAAUGCAGAUGGCCACUCUGAAAGGUCUGCUGGUAUUGGUAACAAGGACAUCCUGCCAGAAAUGGUGGAGAUGACUGCAUACUAUCUGGUGAGACAAAAGCUCAAGAGCUUGCUUGAAGAGCACAAGAAUGCAAAAUAUAUAGUCACUGGGCAUAGUUUAGGAGGGGCUCUUGCUAUUUUGCUUCCAAUAGUGCUGGUGCUACAUGAGGAGAUGAAGCUAGUUCAAAAGUUGUUGGGAGUAUACACAUUUGGACAGCCAAGGGUUGGGAACAGACAGCUUGGGAGGUUCAUGGAAGCUCAUUUAGAUCACCCGGUCCCCAAGUACUUCAGAGUAGUUUACUGUAAUGACCUGGUGCCCAGGUUGCCUUAUGAUGAUGAAAACUUCUUGUAUAAGCAUUUUGGGGUGUGCCUUUACUACAACAGCUGUUAUAUUGAGCAGAUAAUGGAUGAGGAGCCAAAUAAAAAUGACUUUGGGAUAACACAUCUGAUCACGGAACAUCUCAAUGCGGUUUGGGAGUUAAUAAGAAGUUUGACAAUGGGAUUCACCCAUGGGCCAGAGUAUAAGGAAGGAUGGUUCUCCAUAUUUCUCAGGAUACUAGGAUUGGCAAUGCCCGGUAUAGCAGCACAUUGCCCUACAGAUUAUGUCAACUCUGUGAGGCUGGGAAAGUUGCGCACUAUUCAGAUGUCCUCCUACUAAGAAUCUUCUCUUCCCAACGAUUUUAGUGAUAAGCCUGCAAGUAUUCCAAUCAUAAAGUAAUGAGGUCAACUGGUAAUUGGUGUGAUAAUGUUGUGCUGUCUAGUAAUUUAUUUCUGUUCCUAAGUAAGGUUAUUUUUUUCUUCAAAAAAGAAAUUUUUUCUCUUGUUUGCAUUUCAGUGUGCAGUCCCUUUUUUUCGUGUAUCAUUAUUAGCUUUGUACUUACAGUUUCUACCAGUGUACUUGUCAACUAUUGAAUUUGUUGCAGAAAAGAUUUGAUGUUCACUUCAUAUUCUUUGUUACUAUAAAAAAGUUUCACUACUCAAAUGUGUGCUAAUGUGAGAAUUAUUGCAUGAAACCUGCUGCUGUUAAACUAGGGCACCACCUCAGUUGAAAAUUUUAAGUACUCGACGCUGAUGAGAUGAGAUGAGCACUAAACCAUAUCAGAGUAGAUGCCAUAAAUAGCCAUAUAAGAGCAGCACUUGCAGAUCAUGACUCAGUGUCACAUCAGAUAAUGCUUAGUUCCAGCUCUGAACCAUGAAGAAUUAAAAAAAAAAAAAA